UGUUUCGCCGGCUUCUUGUUUGAAACCCCCAACGCUGCGAUGAUUCCUUUAGCUCUGGACCUGAUCUCCGAUGGCACGCCCCUAUAGGCGCAUGGAUGCAGGCCGCUGAAGACCUCCGAGGGCGAUGCGCCACUGGCUUGGGCUCGACCUCCCCUGGUCCUGCAGCUGCACCUGUCCCGGACAGGAGGACGUGGGCGACGACCGCGCCGAUGCGGUGCGCUUUGUGGACGACUUGGAGGAGUUAACCAAUGCGGACGUCCUCUUGGAGAAAGCUGAAGCCAACGCCUUGCCUUCGGGGUCGCAUUUGACCAUCCUGGCGACGGGGCCGCGGAGCCUGACCCAGUUACUGUGGGGCGUUCCGGACGCCGCCCCGGGCAGUCGUCGACAGGGCCGCUGUGUGAGCCACUGGGAACCCUAUGACGGCUCCAUGAGCAUCCUGGAGAUCCAGGCGAGCACAGGCCUUCCAGCUCAAGAUGAGGCACGGGAACUUUUGAGCGAUCUCUACCUGUUGGCGCCGCGCGGCAUCAAUGUCCUCCUCUAUGUGUUGCCGUUUGGCACCGUCUCAGAGGAGCUCAUGCAUCGACUCGUCUUCCUACUGCAGUAUCUUCUUGGCAACGAGAUCCUUUUGAACUUGUACGUGGUGGUGACGGAGGCGCCUUCGAGCCUUCAAAGCUCGGACGAUGCCGUCGAGUGGGUCCAGUCCUUUGCCGACCAGGAUUCGGGUUUUCGACACCUCUUCACUUUGGCGGGCAAGAACCCUUCAAGGUUCAUCAUCCUUGGCAAGGCGAUCCAGGAGGACGAGCGCCGUGCAACGGUCUGGUCCGCCUGCGGACGACAUCCAGUCAAGACCAUGCCGGCCUUCAUCGUGAAGAACAUGCAGCAGGUGCUGAGUGCCAUCAAGGUGGAGCGAGAUCGACUGGACGAGAAGGAGUACAAGGUGGCGUGUUUACGCGCUGAAGUGGAGAGGAGGUCUCAGUCUCAGCAUGUGAAGGACUUGCCCCGGCUAGGCCGGCCGCACCUGAAGGCAGCAAUGCUGGCCACAUUCGCCCUGGUGCCAGAUGAUGACCUGAACACGAAGGUGGAGCCCCAACAGCUGGAGACUCGACACCUUUGCCGAGAAGUCCGAAAGGCAGAGCGAGAAGUGGAGGCGUUGCAGCAGGUAAUUGAGAAGAAGCUUCAAGAGGUCCGAAAGGCCUCCUUCUUCCAGGAGCAGGUGGCGGACCAUGUGGAGUCGGCUCGAAGGAGGUAUCAGAUGGACUUGGAGGUCGGGUCCACCUCACGAGACGGCUCCCACUUCGUGAACUCCUUGGGCUCGAAGUACUUCAAUGCCUUUGGCCGAAAGGAAAUUCAACAGGAGAGGCCCGGUAGCUUCCAGGGCUUCGCCACGUUGUCGGCGUCCUUGGCCAUGGCCAACUCCGAGGAUCGGCCGCCCUCGUUGAUCUUCGAUUGGGACGACACCCUGUGUCCCACCUCAUGGCUCCGCAAACUGCCGGGUGAUGCGAAGGUCGCGAACAACAUGAAGCUCGAGCUCCAUGCAGGCCGGAUUGAGCAAGUUCUGCGAGCUGCGCGGAGCUUUGGCUAUGUGGACAUUGUCACCUUAGCCAAUCGUCAGUGGCUGGAUCAAACGAUCCACCUGCUGAAGUCCAGCUCCUCCACCGCGGUGGAUCUCUGGGCGCUCUUCGGGGAACUGGGCAUCCGAGUGCACUACGCGCACAACCCGCAUUUGCCCAUGAGAAUGUCCUUGUCGAAGCCUUUGGACAACGACGGCAUCCUGGCCAAGAAGGUGGCCAUGUCGGCGGUUCUGGACCGGUACUAUGGCGACAGUGUUAAGGCUCGGGUCCAUGCAAUGUCCUUUGGGGAUCAAGACACUGAGGCCACGGCGCUUCAAGAAGUGAUGAAGGAAGCCUGGAGCAAGAGUUGGCAACGACCGAUCUCGAAGGUGGUGAGGCUGCCAGUUGAACCGGAUCUUCAGGAGUUGGGACAAAGUCUUCAAAAGAUCCUCGCGCACCUUCCAGCGCUGGUCCGUGUCGACGCGGAUCUGGCCCGGCCUUUUCGCGGCCAGAGCUGGUGCAAAUGUUGCAGGAUUUGGAUUUGAGGACUUUAGAUCGCCAUCGAUGGUAGCGUUGUGAUCCGUACAGCCCCGCUCAGUCGGGUCCUUUUUUUCGGAUCCAUUUUAAAGACUGAGACUUGAGGAUGGAAGUUGCUUUGCCAAAAGACCGGUCAAUGUCUUGUAACGAGAUGUCAUGACAUGUCAUGACCACAUCGACACCAGUUUGUCUCCAUGCAUUCAUGGACUUGAACUUGAACUGAACUCGUUUUUGGCGGCCGGAAGGGAUGAAUUGGAUUGCCUUUCUUUAACAACAUGACCAUGUAGGAUCUCUCUUGGCGGUGCCACUGCAAAGCAGAGGAGGCCGCUGAUACCGCCACGUGACGCCAAAGCGCCGGGGUUGGGGUCGAGGUCAAGCGCCA
Molecule: messenger RNA, 2469 nt
Organism: Durusdinium trenchii
Lineage: Eukaryota; Dinophyceae; Suessiales; Symbiodiniaceae
Source: the annotation of a GenBank genome assembly